Tachysurus fulvidraco (yellow catfish) is the source of this 6301-nucleotide messenger RNA. It is a transcript of the gene rgs12b, whose product is annotated as regulator of G protein signaling 12b. Bases 360 to 4460 code for a protein of 1366 amino acids. Gene Ontology annotation, biological process: signal transduction. The transcript is spliced from 18 exons. NCBI's taxonomy places the organism in Eukaryota, Metazoa, Chordata, Actinopteri, Siluriformes, Bagridae. Gene Ontology annotation, molecular function: GTPase activator activity; protein binding. The record is from RefSeq and is a predicted model, not a curated record.
UCCCGAGGUCACGUGACCAAGGAGGUCCACACAGCAGUGGUCCGCUCCUCAAGAAAGAAACUCCUCUGACCUCCUCUUCAGCUCCCACCAGCUUUCUCGCCUCCUUUUGUUUUCGGAAAACAGACAAACAUAACUCACAGUUUGUCUUUUGCAGCGACGACGCAUUUAGUCCACAUCCCGAAUAAGGAGAUAACGGGGAACUGGAGGUGUUCCAUUAACCAGGAUUGCAUCAGGAUGUUUCCCUUCUGACAGCGACUAUAACAGAGAGGAUGAUCUCACCUGAGUGUUACAUUUAGCCUUUCUGCUCUGCAUUUGUGAAUCCCUCAGCAGCUGUGUGUGAAAGAAGGCACAGACCAACAAUGUUCAGAUCAUCUGAGGCAAGCAGACGACGUACUAAUGGCCAGGCACUGGGCCGUGUCAGAGGGGUGGAGGUAGCUCGAGGGAGGACAGGUUAUGGUUUCACUCUCUCUGGUCACUCGCCCUGUGUGCUGAGCUGUGUCCUUAAAGGCAGUCCGGCCGACUAUGUCGGCCUACGUGCCGGAGACCAAAUUCUUGCUGUGAAUGACAUCAAUGUUGCAAAGGCAUCCCAUGAGGAUGUAGUCAAGCUGAUUGGACGCUGCUCUGGCGUGCUUCACCUGCUCAUUGCUGAAAGCGGACAGCUGGACUCCUGCUCCAGUGAUGAGGAGCUCGGAUUCCACGAGCACAAAAGCCACUGGCUCCGACCUAAGAUGGACUCCAAGACUUUGGGAAUAAACCGUGCUGAGCGUGUGGUGGCCGAGAUGCAGUCUGGUGGAAUCUUCAAUAUGAUCUUUGAGAACUCCUCCAGCCACUCCUCCAGCAGCUCGGAGAAAGCAGCUGCAAAACGGAGACCUAACUCUGAGCUGGAUUUCCUGUGUGGAGACCUCGAGGCACACAGGAGCGAUGUGAACCUCCUCUCAGAACAGGAAAUGGCCAGAGUGCUGCAUGAUGACUCUGUGUUCGUGGAUGUGUUUGAACCCGAGCGGCAGGAAGCUGACUCAGCAGGUAUCCUUAAUGUAGGCAUGAUUGUAGGCUACUUGGGUUCCAUUGAGCUGGCAUCGAGCGGUGCCAACCUGGAGAACGACAGUGUGCAGGCAAUACGUGGCUGCAUGCGCCGCCUGAGAGCCGAGCACAAGGUGCACUCACUGGUGCUGUUUGAGGUGCUUCACGACCGCGUACUCCUACGCAAUGAACGCAAAGCUGUCCUGGCUGCCUACCCAGCCGAGAAGCUGGCAUUCAGCGCUGUGUGCCCAGACGACCGCCGUUUCUUUGGCCUGGUUACUAUGCAGGCUGCUGAGGAUCAUGGCAUGAGUGCAAUUGCAGAUGAAGACCAAGGUUCAAGAACCUCCUGCCAUGUCUUCCUUGUUGAUCCUGAGCUCUGUCACCACAAGGUACAUCAAGGGAUCUCUCGGCGAUUCGGUUUAAACUGCACUCCGGAUCCGGAUACUGGGGGCUGUUUGGAAUUCCCACCGACAUCUCAGCCCCUGCUGCAGUUUGUAUCAGUUCUCUACCGUGACAUGGGCGAGUCUAUCGAAGGCGUACGAGCACGAGCAUUUCUUGAUGGUGACCUGGACGCUCAGCAGAACAAUAGCACCAGCAGCAAUAGUGACAGCGGAAUAGGCAACUUCCUGCCUGAAGAAAAAAACAACCGCGUCCUCUUGGUCGACCUCGGAGCCAAUCCUGCCCGCCAUGUACCCACAGGAAUAUGGGAAAGUGCACAGGGCUGUAGGAACCCUAGCAUUCAGGCUGGUCUCCCUUCUCCAUCUCCUCCUCCUGCUCCUCCUCCUCCUACUAUAACUCACCGUAACGGCUACAGGCAUGAGUUCUCCGAGCCACACCCACACUCCCACGCAGACCCGCCCCCUAUGUCCAGCAGACACCUGAGCUCCUCCUCUCGGCUGGACGUAUCCGGACUUCCCGCACGCCACCAUUUCCCUGCUCACUCUAAGAAGGGUGCAGGGGGCCAACGCUGGCUCCCUGUUCAUGUCCUGAGAGAGUGGCAUCAGGGCCGCAGCAGCGAUCAGGAGUCCUACAGUGAGUCCACAGACGGCUGGUCCAGUGCUAACUGCAGCACCCUGCCGCCUCCCAUGAGUAAGAUACCGGCUGAUCGGUAUCGCGCGGCACGAGACAUUGCCUCCCAGCCCCAACGGCUUCAUACCCACAAGGACGAGUGGGCCAACAAGCUGUUUGGGACGGAGAAACACUUUUACGAUCCUCAACAGCUUCAACAGCAGCACAAUGGCAAGAGGGCUAAGGAGUUGGAGAAAAAGGGCGGAAGGUUCCGGGGCGUCACUACUGGUUUUCCCCAGCGUUCAUCUGGGAGAAGAUCGUUCGGCCGCUCCAAACGCCUCAGCGUGUCUCACUCACUGGAUGACCUGGAGUCAGCAGCUGUCUCUGAUGGCGAGCUGAACAGUGCAGAUCUAAAGGGCUGUGGCAGUGACAACAGCCUGAACAGCAAUGCCAGUCUACCCAGCGUGCAGUGCCACAGACGGCACCCGGAGCGGCGCGUUGCAGCAUGGGCCGUCUGCUUCGAGCGUCUGCUGCAGGACCCUGUCGGCAUCCGUUACUUCUCAGAGUUUCUGAAGAAGGAGUUCAGUGAGGAGAAUAUCCUGUUCUGGCAAGCAUGUGAAAUUUUCAGCCAUGUUCCAGAAACGGACAAGAAGCAGUUAUCCCAGAAGGCGAGAGAGAUCUACAACAGCUUCCUGUCCAGUAAGGCCACCACACCAGUCAAUAUCGACAGUCAGGCGCAGCUGGCCGACGACAUCCUCAAUGCUCCACGGCCUAACAUGUUCAAGGAGCAGCAGCUGCAAAUCUUUAAUCUGAUGAAGUUUGACAGUUACACACGCUUCCUGAAGUCCUUCCUGUAUCAGGAGUGUAUGUUGGCUGAGGUGGAGGGCCGUCCUCUACCGGACCCACACCACAUCCCCAGCAGUCCCACGUCCAAACAUAGCACCGGCUCAGAGCGCUCCAACCUCUCCACACCUAAGAAGGAGGAGAAGAAGAGCAAAUCCGUGAAGGUGCUCAACGAGGAGGGUAAAGAUGAACACGGUGAAAAAAAAAAAGGAAGUUUAUUUCCCUGGCCCAGGAACCGAAGUUUUGGGAAAGGACACAAAAAGAAGGAUCUUGGAGAUUACAGCUUUUCAGGAAAUGAUGGGCGCAGAGAGUCACAGGGUUCUUUAUCUUCUGGCGCGAGUCUGGAGCUCGGCACUUCAGCCCCGGGCAAGAAUGAGGGAGAGGCGUCACGUAACUCCAUGUCGUUAUCGGAGCGUGCUGUGCGUUACUGUAACAUUAACCUGCCAGACGGGUCCUGUUGCUCAGUACCUAUAAGACCCGGCGUGUCCAUCCGUGAGGUUUUGCUGGGCCUGUGUGAGAAACUCUGCAUCAACCUGGCAGCUGUGGACCUUUUCCUGGUGGGAGGAGAGAAGCCUUUAGUAUUAGACCAGGACUGCAUGACGCUGUGUUCCAGAGACCUGCGACUAGAAAAACGUACAUUAUUCAGGCUAGAUCUGGUGCCCAUAAACCGCUCUGUAGGGCUGAAAGCUAAACCCACCAAGCCUGUGACUGAGGUGCUGAGGCCAGUCGUGGCUAAAUAUGGCCUGCACUUAGGAGACCUGGUAGCCAGGAUUAGUGGGGAGAAGGAGCCACUUGAUCUAGGCCUGCCUAUUUCCAACCUGGAUGGACUCAGAGUGGUGCUGGAGGUAGCUGAACAUGGUGCAGCAAAAGACAAACAGAAACUGACCUUGACUAAAAGCCAUGGCCCGCCGCUGUCCACACGAAGCCAGUCUGCUUCAGCGGAGGACAGAUCAUCAGGAAAAGCUACGACUGUCAAAACCAGGGCCCAGAUGGAAAAGCGAAAACAGAAAAAGCUUAAUAUAGAUGAAGCUGAAGAAUUCUUCGAGCUCAUAUCCAAAGCACAGAGCAACCGAGCUGACGACCAGCGGGGUCUGCUGAACAAAUCUGACCUAGUCUUACCUGACUUCCUGCGCCUUGAUCCUGACACGAGUCCUGGAGACGUCCCCAUCAGCUCCAACCCUAAUCCCUGCAAGCCCCGUCCACGUUCCAAAGAGAACGGCUCUGCCCUCAGCGCCAGCCACCAGACACAGAGCUUGGAUUCGGGCGUGGAAGGGACAGGUGGCCGGAGAUCCUUCAUGCCACUCCAUAGGAACCCCGCUCCCCGUAAACAGGCGACAUUUGGCCCCACUCUCUCACCCAUCUCACAUAGUCAUGGCAAUUGGAAGCGAGACAGUGGGGCCGAGGCACUGGAGGAGGAGGAGCAUGGUACGGACCUGACACUGGUGGGUGAAGGUGAUAUCGCCAUCCCUAACAGCUUGCUCCUCCCUCCAUCCCCUUUGCCCUUCCCUCGCUCCCCAGAACGGCCCCGCCUCCACAGAGAGGACGCUUAUCAGGACAGCUGGGCCCAGCCAGGUACCUCUCCUGUGUGACCUGUGCUUUCCCUCUCACGCACUCCCUUUUCACUGUUCUUCCUGAAGAUCUGCUGUGUGUUUUAUCGAGUGCUGUGGACUUGCUGUCGUUCUUCUCUUUGCCAAACCUCGUCAAAGCCGUGACUCUCCCCUGUAAAUACGUUGCCUUCUAAGAGCACUUUACUGAACUAUUGGAAAAGAGAAAAAUAUACAGAUGCUAACUAACAAGCUUUCUUUUCUAGAAAGGUUUUUUUUUUUUUUACAUCCAAUAUCAUUUCAUGACACACCAACAAAUGACAGUACAAACGACAAUACACAGAGUGAUUGUCAGUGAGUGGUUAACUACAACCAUCAUGUUCUCUCUGGGAGUACACAUGCCCUCUCAAUGCCACAAGAUUUAGAAUUAGCAUACAUAAACAUGAAGUGGUGUGAAAAGCAUCAACCAUUGCACCACAUCCCGAUUGACCAACAUGCAAUACAGAUUUACAGUCAUGAGACAUAACACCAUAUUUGUUCUGAGUGAUUUUUUUCAUGAAUGAAGUUCAAUGCAAGCUCUGACUCAUAUCCUUAUAGUAUCUCAACAGCAUCUCUGCUUAUUGUUUAGUUCUCAACAUCUUAAAACAUAUUUUUCAAUAAGUACGGUGAAUCUAAAAGGACAUGUUUGAGAUCUAGGAAUCUUGGGAGUGUAACUACUGGAAACUGUAUAUAAGCCAUGCUGAGAAAUUAGUACAAAUUGACACCCAUGAUACCAUGCUGGCUUCCUGCCUAAUGUCAUGACAGGUUUAAACAUGUGCAGAAUCAGUGACAAAUUCUGUCUUCAUGAGUCAUCAUGAAGCUGUUUUAUCAUGAAUGUAAAUUCCUGACCAAAAGUCUGCAUUAGAGUUAUAACAAUAGGGAGUCUCAGAAUCAAGUUUAGUCACCAAAUUCCUGACUUAAUGACUUUAAUGUUUCACCAUAACAAAGAAAACAACUGUUUUAGAGCUUAAUACUUCGUAACUCCUUACUUUUCUCAAUACAGUCUAGUUUAACUAGCCAACCUGUACUAUAUUGACAUCUUUUCCCAAUGGUGGUACAAUGCAUUAGAAAGAUACUGUCAAUAUUUGUAUGAACGAGCAUCGCAGAAACAUCGCCUAAACAUGAAAUAUGAACAUCGAGGUACAAUUUAUAACUACUGUUCCACUUUGCCUCCCUGAUGAUCACAUAGCUGACUGCAAUUUCCAAACAAGAAGAAACUUGUUCAUGUCAUAGUCAUUACUCAUCCUGCAGAUCGACAUGAGCCUUCAGCUCAGUGUGAAACGUAACCAAUAGCGUUAGUCGUUAGGAAUCUGUUCAUGUGAUAAAAUCAUGUUUGUCGCACCUUUAAGAGGUGAGAUAUGACCAAAUAUAUUUCCUAAAUCUUAGACAGACAGACAGACACACACACACACACAGAGACAGUGUUGUGAAAAUCUGAAUAUUCCAUUGAAUUCUUAAUGCUUUCGAGAUCUUAGAUUUCCAGUGUGCCAUUUCUUUACACUCAUCCAGAAAUCCGUUGUUUUUUUCCAAAAAGCAAUUCAACAAUGUUUACACAGUUAACAUCCACUCUCUUCUCUUGCAUAUAGUAUUAUGUAAUAUAAUCCCUACAACCUUAAUUUAUCCAGUUUGUGUGCAAAGUAUGUUUUACUAAAUGACAAAGAAAUACUAACUGUGUACAGGUUUUUGCUUGUAUUCGAGAAACCAGCGUUGUUGAAUUGUCUGCUAUUUUGCUGUAGACGCUGAGAUCCCAUCACAUUUUCUGUAGCAGUUUUGUUGAGAUGACGAUCCAUUCCAUAUCUCUACAUUUCUGUAUAUACAGUGAAAUAAAUGUUAGAGCGACAUCUUUA